Messenger RNA from Juglans microcarpa x Juglans regia, 870 nucleotides. RefSeq names its product endochitinase EP3-like. Gene Ontology annotation, molecular function: chitinase activity; chitin binding. The coding region runs from base 13 to 870 and encodes 285 amino acids. Gene Ontology annotation, biological process: chitin catabolic process; cell wall macromolecule catabolic process; carbohydrate metabolic process. The transcript is spliced from 2 exons. Lineage: Eukaryota; Viridiplantae; Streptophyta; Magnoliopsida; Fagales; Juglandaceae. The record is from RefSeq and is a predicted model, not a curated record.
AAGAGAAAGGAAAUGAAAAAUAGAGCAAGAUACCCACCUAAAAUGGCAGGUUUUAGUGCAAGGCAAGAUUUACUAAUCCUUAUUCUACUUGGAAUCUUAGCUGCAGUACUUGUCUUCCCUAGCACUCAUGUGAAGGGUCAAAACUGUGGUUGUGGACCAAACUUAUGCUGCAGCCAGUUCGGGUAUUGUGGCACUGGCAAUGACUACUGCGGCUCGGGGUGCAAAGAAGGCCCCUGUACUAAUACUUCAUCAUUUCCCCAGACAUAUUACUGUCUGCCCUUCUUUGCUAGCUCUAUCGAUGUUUCGGUGGCUGAUUUUGUGACGGAAGAUUUCUUUAAUGGGAUACUUAAUGAGGCCGGUACCAGACACUGUCCAGGGAAGAGCUUCUAUACUAGAGCAGCCUUUCUUGAUGCUGUUAGCGCGUAUAAAAAUCAGUUCGCCGCCGGUUCUGUUGAUGAUUCCAAGCGUGAGAUUGCAGCUUUCUUCGCCAAUGUUGGUAUUUUGACUGAAUCUUUGUGCUAUAUAGAAGAGACAGAUGGUGCUUCGCGGGACUACUACUGUGACGAGACCAACACGCGAUAUCCAUGUAAAUCUAACAAGAAAUACUAUGGUCGUGGACCCCUUCAGUUAACUUGGAAUUAUAAUUAUGGAGCAGCUGGAAAUAACAUUGGAUUCGACGUAUUAAACUAUCCUGAACUCGUGGCGGAAGACCCUAUUAUUUCUUUUAAAACCGCCUUGUGGUAUUGGAUGACCAAUGUACACCAAAAACUAAGUCAUAAAGGAGGAUUCGCUGCAACAAUUCAAGCCAUGAACGGUGCAAUUGAAUGCAACGGUGGAAACCCUAGUGAAGUCCGAUCUCUUAUUGGGUAG